CGGCCUUGUUUUCCUCUGCUGUCGCUAAAGCUGUCCCCCCUCCCCCCCUAGAAAGAGCAUCUCGCUGCCCAAGUCCACUGGUCGCACCCCAGGAAGACAACGGGCCAGGUGAUUUGCUUCUCCUAAUUAUUCCUUCCUUACUGUUUGGCGACGUCUAUUGCUGUCCGCCGCUGCAAGUCACCAGCGCCAGCUCCAUGUUGCCUGCUCCAGCACCCGCUCUCUCCCACCCGAUAUCUGUCAUCUUCCUCGCCUUCAAUCUCCAACUUGGAGAUAUCUGCCCUUCAUAGCCUGGCAACUUCACGGCAUGCCCUUGUCCAGCAAAAGACCCGGAUCGCAUGUGCCCGUCUUCCGCAGUCUCAGUGCCAAUGCCACUAACGACAAGGCCCAUGAACGGAGCGAUGAUAAAUCUGGAGAGGCAGAGGGGGCCUCUGUAGCGCCUUUGUCAAGCCUGGGCUUCAAUUUUGGACUGCCCACAAUAUCGUCCCUCGCGAACUUGAGUCGGCACCGCCGCAGAAAUCGCACAAAAUCUAAUGAUGCUCAAAAGAAGAGCUACGAUGACGCUCCUUCCAACCUCGACCUCGACCAGACAGCUGUUCAUGCCCAUCUCAAACAGGCACGACAGGGUCACGACCACAGGGCACUGAAACCCCCCGAAAUUGACUCGCCGUCCAAUGAUAAUAACGAACAGGCCGAACCACCUCGGCCGCUGUACCACCGCACCACCACAGCCAGCACUGACACAACUGCCAACAGCUUCGGCUCGGCUUCUGCCGUUGUAAUGAGCACCCACAGCACUACAGUCGACACCAAAACCACUACUCCCGAUGCCGCUGCAUCGACUUCGAUCGCUUCCCCAUCUGCCGUGUCUGCAUCUCCAUCCGCACCUCCGCCACCACCUCCGGCUGAUCCUACUGGUUCAUCGCACAAUCGCUCCGACGCUCAAGCCACACGUAAACCACUUGAACUACCUAAGCUUGUUCCAUCCACCACCGCCACAUCUGCACCUGUACCAGUUCCGUCCACCUCCUCUGCCACUCCGCCGGCCACCUCGACGUCGAUCCCAAUUUCAUCUCCCACCGCCGCCAUUACCAUCCACCCCGAUCUCUUACCUAAAGCUCUGAGAGACCCCGCGUGCCCCCAGUCGCCGACUCCUCCAUCAACACUGGCCGACAUUGACUCUUCCCCCACUCCAACAACCAUUCCUCAACCACCCAAAAUUCCUCCUCCUCUCCUUGUCGUCCAGCAGCCAUCGACUCCUACUCUUCCCACCCUUCCCGCCCUCUCGACAGCCCCCACCAGUCAUGAUAGUCUCUUCGUCAUGCCGAGAAAAGUAUGGGUGAAAAGACCCGGUGCGUCUUCGACCAGAGUCGAAGUCGCCGAAGAUGAUUUGGUCGAUAAUGUACGAGAUGUCAUUCUGAGCAAAUAUGCCAAUUCCCUCGGCCGCACCAUCGAUGCCCCCGACAUCACUCUCAAGAUCGUUAGUCGCGAACCACACAACAAGAACGUUGCCUCUGAACGACCUCUUGGUCCCGAUGAGCCCAUCGCUCGAGUCCUAGAAACAUACUAUCCUGGUGGCCAGACGAUUGACGAAGCUCUACUCAUCGAAGUGCCCGCUCGUCGCACACCCCGGGCCUCCCCCCGAGUGGGAAACCAUCAGGUCUCUUACUUUUAUCCUGCCGAACAGUAUCGCCCCGAUGAUGGCGCCCGAGAAUAUUUCCCCCCUAUGCCGGUCCAAUCCCCUCACCUCGCCCACGUUCAACACCAAAACUCCAUCCCACAUGCAAUGUCAAUCCUGACCACCGGUCAGCCUCCCUUGUUGCCUAGCCCUGGCUCCCAAACUGCAAGGAGAAGACCCAAGUACCCCAGACAGCAUACAAGCAGUCCAACCAUUCUCCACACUGUCCAACCAAAUGGUCAAGUUCUAGAAACCAAGCCUCAGAUCAACGGAACCGCCCCCAAUGUCCCUGCACUUCCCACCCCUCCUGCCCAACCUAAUGAACUCAACAUCACUCCUCCAGGUCGCCCCGGCUCGCCUCAUGCUGGACACAAGCCCAAGAGAAAGAAGAUGCCUAAUGCGAAUCGGUCGGCCAGUGGAGAGGCAAUUGCUCCUGCGAAACCUGCUAUUUCAAACCUCCUCGACGGAUCCGUCCCUCCCAUCAACGUGCUCCUGGUCGAGGAUAACAAUAUCAAUCUCAAGUUGCUCGAAGCCUUCAUGAAGAGGCUCAAAGUGCGCUGGAAGUCUGCCGUCAACGGCAGGGAAGCGGUCAACAUGUGGAAGACCGGCGGCUUUCACUUGGUGCUGAUGGACAUUCAACUUCCCGUCAUGAAUGGUUUGGAAGCCACCAAGGAGAUCCGCCGCCUCGAAGCCGUCAACGGCAUCGGUGUCUUCAGUGUCAGUCCCAUGGAACACGGUCUAAAGAUGGCCAACAAGAACAAUGGGCCUGUCAGCGAAGAGGACACUCUUCCUGACAAGAGUCUAUUCAAAAGUCCCGUCAUCAUCGUCGCGUUGACUGCAAGCAGUUUGCAAAGUGAUCGGCACGAGGCUUUGGCCGCUGGUUGCAACGACUUUUUGACAAAGCCCGUCAAUUUUGUGUGGAUGGAGCGCAAAGUCACCGAAUGGGGGUGUAUGCAAGCUCUGAUCGAUUUCGACGGCUGGAGAAAAUGGAAAGAGUACGCAGACGAAAAGGCUAAAGAAGAUCCUGCCAAGAGAGCGGCGGAAGAAAAGGAAGAAAAGGCCAAAACUAAAGCGGCUCUCAAAGCCAUGUUUGCCAGGCCACCGCCGACCACGAAGAAGGACAGUGGAAGCAGCAUGUCGACUCAGAACAGCGACAAGACGAUAAACUCAGCAUCCAACGGGACGCCGCGGAAGCCCGCAGGAAGUCCCGGUGCUCAGGGGGAUGAGCGCCGCCCCCGAAGUCACAAGAGCUCGAGAAGUUCUGUCAGCCUCGGUGAGAGACCAGGAGGGAACCUGGAAAGCAUGGCGGAAGAAGAUGAAAAGGCACCUUGAUUAGGGAGGUUCACUGUGGACCACAUCGUGUGCCAGGCCUGACGCAGGGUGCAUGCUGAGGCCGGUGCCCUGCUACUAACUUUCUACUCGAGUACAACAAUUCUUGACGUAUUUUUCUAUCAAUGGACGGACCAUAAGCCUUGUAAACGAUGAUGUCUGGCUUUAUCUCAUGCAGACCGGGGAAAUGCCGCGAGCAAUGGCGACUUUCAUACAUUCAAGACAUAUAGCAUGGCCUGAAAUGGGACUAGGUCAGGUCAGGGAAGAGAGACAGACUUGAC
Molecule: messenger RNA, 3285 nt
Organism: Exophiala mesophila
Lineage: Eukaryota; Fungi; Ascomycota; Eurotiomycetes; Chaetothyriales; Herpotrichiellaceae
Exons: 3
Coding region: 305-3007 (900 amino acids)
Biological process (GO): osmosensory signaling via phosphorelay pathway
Cellular component (GO): Mcs4 RR-MAPKKK complex
Molecular function (GO): protein kinase activator activity; phosphorelay response regulator activity
Source: RefSeq, a predicted model, not a curated record